AUGAGAUUUCAGUCCUUACAACUUCCCAAUGGGAAGUACACGUCAGGAAACACUAUCAAGAAUGUUAUCCUUCUUCCAUUUGCUGUGCUUCUCAUCAUGUUCCCAUUUUCUCUUAUUAAAUACUCUUACUCUCAUCAAUCAUCUUCUAAGAUAUAUGCUAGCAGUUUGAAUAUGAACAGCACUGAAAUAAAACGAUGCAACAUCUUCUCCGGAGAAUGGGUUCCUUAUAGUAAAGGACCUUAUUACAAUAAUGAGACUUGCCAUUUGAUAAUAGACCAACAAAACUGCAUGAAGUUUGGAAGACCUGACAGAGAGUUCCUCAAAUGGAGGUGGAAACCUUAUGAAUGUGAGCUUCCACUCUUUGAUGCAACUCAGUUCUUAAAGCUUGUCAAAGGAAAGUCAAUGGCAUUUCUUGGAGACUCAGUGGGAAAAAACCAGAUGAAUUCAUUGUUGUGUCUCCUAAAUCACGUGGCUCAACCUGAGGAUAUUUCUGAGAGAUAUGUAACAGAUGCCAUAUAUUUCAGACGCUGGUUCUAUGGUGAUUACAAUUUCACCUUGGCAACACUCUGGUCCCCAUAUUUGGUGAGAGCCAGAGAUGCUGACCUCAAUGGUCAUUCUAACAACAGCCUCAUGAACCUGUAUCUAGAUAAGGCAGAUGAAGCAUGGGUUAAUGAGAUUGAAAAUUUUGACUUUGUCAUUAUCUCAGCUGGCCAGUGGUUCUUUCGGCCACUAGUGUUAUAUGAAAAUGGCCAAAUUGUUGGAUGCCACAAGUGUGGACAGAACAACAUUACAGAUGUUACUCACUAUUAUGGAUAUAGGAAGGCAUUCCGAACAGCAUUUAGAACUAUUCUUAAUCUCAAAGGGUAUAAGGGGGUGACAUUUUUUAGAACAUUCUCUCCAGCUCACUUUGAGAAUGCUGAAUGGAACAAAGGAGGGAGUUGUGAAAGGAUAAAGCCUUACACUAAGGAAGAAAUAAAGUUUGAAGGGUAUAUUCUUGAGACAUAUAUGAGUCAAGUGGAGGAGUUUAAAGCAGCACAAAAGGAUGCAAGGAAGAGAGGUUUGAAGUUUUUAAUGCUAAAUACAACUGAGAUUAUGCUGCGGAGGCCUGAUGGACAUCCCAAUAAAUAUGUAUGGGGACAUUCAAAGAACCAAAAUGUGACACAUAAUGAUUGUGUUCAUUGGUGUUUGCCAGGCCCUAUUGACAUAUGGAAUGAGUUUGUACUCUAUAUGUUGAAAAUGGAAAAUCAAAAAUCUUUUAUUUCAACGUUACAGAAAUUUGUAUAG
Messenger RNA from Gastrolobium bilobum, 1284 nucleotides. Its product is annotated as protein trichome birefringence-like 19. Gene Ontology annotation, cellular component: Golgi apparatus. The transcript has 2 exons. The record is from RefSeq and is a predicted model, not a curated record. The coding region runs from base 1 to 1284 and encodes 427 amino acids. Gene Ontology annotation, molecular function: O-acetyltransferase activity. NCBI's taxonomy places the organism in Eukaryota, Viridiplantae, Streptophyta, Magnoliopsida, Fabales, Fabaceae.